AAAACGUGUUCAACACUAAUCCACACCCAACUCGGCUCCUUCACCGAACAAUAGUAAUCAUCCAUCAUGUCUGCAUCAUCGUCCACCGGUCGCUGCCCGAACAAAUCGAAGGGCGGUACCUGCCCGUUCAAGGGUCAUACCAACCUUGCUGUUGGUGCACCUGGCAUCCGCGAAUGGUGGCCCAACUCGCUCAACCUCAAGCCGCUGGUGACCAACAGCGGGCUGGCCGACCCCAUGGGCGAGGAUUUUGACUACGCGGCCGAGUUUGCCAAGGUCAAUCUCGAUGAGCUCCGCAACGAUGUCAUGAAGGUCAUGACGACGUCGCAGGACUGGUGGCCGGCUGACUACGGCCACUACGGCCCGUUCUUCAUCCGCAUGUCCUGGCACGCCGCAGGCACCUACCGCGUCUCGGACGGGCGUGGCGGCGCUGGGACCGGCAUGCAGCGCUUUGCGCCGCUCAACUCGUGGCCCGACAACGCAAACCUCGACAAGGCCCGCCGGCUGCUGUGGCCCAUCAAGAAGAAGUACGGCCGCAAGAUCUCGUGGGCCGACCUCAUCGUGUACGCCGGCAACUUGGCCAUCGAGUCGAUGGGUCUCGAGACCGUCGGCUUUGGCUUUGGCCGCAUCGACAAGUACGAGCCUGAGGACAUCUUCUGGGGCGCCGAAACCGAGUGGCUCACUGACUCUGAGCGGUACCCCAAGGACGGCAAGCGCGAGCUUGCUGAAGGCCUUGGUGCUGUCGAGCAUGGCCUCAUCUACGUCAACCCGGAGGGCCCCGGCGGCGAGCCGGACCCGAUGAAGGCCGCCGCCGACAUCCGCGAGUCGUUUGGCCGCAUGGCCAUGAACGACGAAGAGACCGUCGCCCUCAUUGCCGGAGGGCACACAUUCGGCAAGGCCCACGGCGCUGCCGACCCGUCCAAGUACGUCGGGCCCGAGCCUGAGGGCGAGUCCAUCACCGCCCGCGGCCUCGGCUGGAACUCGUCGUACAAGUCGGGCGCCGGCGCACACGCCAUCACCUCGGGCCUCGAGGGUGCAUGGACUCCGACGCCCAUCCAGUGGGACAACUCGUACUUUGACAUGCUCUUUGGCUACGAGUGGGAGCUGACUAAGAGCCCGGCGGGCGCCUCGCAGUGGACGCCCAAGGGCGGCUCCGGCUCAGGCCUGGUUCCGGACGCGCACGAUGAGGCCAAGUCGCAUCCGCCCAUCAUGUUCACCACUGAUCUCGCCCUCCGCAUCGACCCGGACUACGAGCGCAUCUCGCGCCAUUUCCACUCCAACCCGGAGGCCUUUGGCAACGCCUUUGCCCGGGCCUGGUUCAAGCUCCUCCACCGCGAUAUGGGCCCCAUCGCCCGCUACCUCGGCCCGCUUGUGCCCACCACUCCCGAGCUGUGGCAGGAUCCGCUGCCGUCGCCGCCGGCUGCCGUCAUCGACGCCGAUGACAUUGCCACGCUCAAGGCUGCCAUCUCCGCCUCGGACCUCACCCCGGCCCAGCUCGUCCGCACCGCAUGGGCCUCCGCCUCGACCUACCGCGACACCGACAAGCGCGGCGGCGCCAACGGCGCCCGCAUCCGCCUCUCGCCACAGAAGGACUGGCCCGUCAACGACCCGCCCGCCCUUGCGGCCGUCCUCGCCGUCUACGACGGCAUUCAGGCCAACUUUAACGCCGGCGCCAAGUCAGUCUCCAUGGCCGACCUCAUCGUCCUUGGAGGCGUCGUCGGCGUCGAGGCUGCUGCCGCCGCCGCCGGCCACGACAUCUGCGUCGCCUUUACUCCCGGCCGCACCGACGCCAGCCAGGACCAGACUGAUACAGAGGGCUUUGCUGUCCUCGAGCCCACUGCAGACGCAUUCCGCAACUACUACGCGCCCGACAACAAGCGCCCGGCCGAGCAGCUGCUCGUCGACAAGACCAUCCUCCUUGGCAUCACUAGCCCCGAGAUGGCGGUCCUCCUUGCGGGCCUCCGCGUCAUCGGUGCCAACGCUGCUGGCUCGGACCUCGGCGUCCUCACUGACCGGCCGGGUGCCCUCACCACAGACUUCUUCGUCAACAUCCUGGACGACUCGAUCGACUGGGCUCCGGCCGCCGAUGGCGUGUACGUCGGCACCGAGCGUGGCUCCGGCGCUACCAAGUGGUCCGCCACCCGCGCCGACCUCAUCUUCUCCUCCAACUCGCAGCUCCGCGCCCUCGCUGAGGUCUUUGCCGCCGACGAUGCCGCUGACCACUUUGUCAACUCCUUUGCCGCCGCAUGGGCCAAGGUCAUGGAUCUCGACCGCUUUGACCUCCGCUCGCGCAUGUAAGCAAGCUCUCGGUUCUCAGAAGCAGUAAAUGAACGUCACCACA
This is a messenger RNA of Thecamonas trahens ATCC 50062, 2338 nucleotides long. RefSeq names its product catalase/peroxidase HPI. The transcript has 2 exons. Gene Ontology annotation, cellular component: cytosol. Gene Ontology annotation, molecular function: heme binding; catalase activity. Gene Ontology annotation, biological process: hydrogen peroxide catabolic process; cellular response to hydrogen peroxide. Bases 67 to 2295 code for a protein of 742 amino acids. The record is from RefSeq and is a predicted model, not a curated record. Lineage: Eukaryota; Apusomonadida; Apusomonadidae.